Messenger RNA from Saprolegnia diclina VS20, 1767 nucleotides. RefSeq names its product TKL protein kinase. Gene Ontology annotation, biological process: protein phosphorylation. The record is from RefSeq and is a predicted model, not a curated record. Gene Ontology annotation, molecular function: ATP binding; protein kinase activity. The coding region runs from base 11 to 1636 and encodes 541 amino acids. NCBI's taxonomy places the organism in Eukaryota, Oomycota, Saprolegniomycetes, Saprolegniales, Saprolegniaceae. The transcript is spliced from 4 exons.
UGCCCAACCCAUGAUGCAGCGUGGCGUUAUGCUCCUCGCGAUGGCCGUCGCCGCCACGACCGCUCAGACGACGCCCAACUGCUCGGCCCUCUAUGAGCAGUACGCCGACCUCUCGAACGCAACCAAGACACCAACGCUCGCCAACUGCCGCCUCACGACGAUCGACGCCUACUGCUCGACGCCCGCGUGCUCGCAGAUCACGAACCUCGCCGCGACCAUCGUGCCCUCGUGCCCGAUAACCAACACGGGCCUUCUCCUCCCGAAGAUUUGCGACGCGACUUGCAAGACGCUGGUCGCAACGUUCGUCAAGGCAGUCGGCGAUUGCCAAACGCUGCCGCUCAAGCUCAUGAGCGCCGACAACUGCCGCGGGUGCCGGAAGCUUAACUCGACGUCGUUCCAGUCCGACAUGGUCUCCAGCUGCGGGCAGUCGCCGACAGGCAUGUCCUUCUUCAUCGAGCGCGACUCCAAGGUGUCGCAGGGCAUGCUAAUUUGCACGCAGGCGCCGCUCCCGACCGACACGGUCGCCGACUCGGGCAACGGCAGCACGAUGUAUGUGAUCAUCGGCAUUGCCUGCGCCGUCCUUGCGAUUCUCGCAGCCGUUAUCUACAAGCUCAAGGCCAAGAACGACGCGGCCAAGCACAAGUUUGACUACAUCAAUGAGACCGAGGCCGGCGGUAUGACGGCCCUCGACAACUUUGGCAACCCCGACGGCUUCCGCGUCGCCAACGAUAUUCGCUUCGACGAGGAGCUCUCGCAGUUCCGGAUUCCUCAAAAUGAAAUCCAAAACGUGUCCCUGCUGGUCAAGGGCGGGUACGGCGUCGUCUUUCACGCGUCGUUUGGCAAGGACGAGGUCGCCAUGAAGCAGCUUUUGCCGUCCAAGGCCAAGGACCACAACGCGAUCCAGGAAUUCAUGAACGAAAUUCGCCUCUGCGCCCGCCUUGAGCACCCCAAGAUCGUCAAGUUUAUUGGUAUCUCGUGGUCGACGCUCCACGACCUCGCGGUCCUCUCCGAGUUCAUGUCGCGCGGCGACGUGAGCACGCUCCUCAAGAAAGACGUCAAGAAAUCCGAGGGCCACCGCCUUCUCCACUGGAACUCGGGCUGCAGCCGCGAGUGCUCGACGACCAAGGGCGCGAUUGCGGCCGACAUUGCCGACGCGCUCGUGUACUUGCACUCGUUCCAGCCGACGAUCAUCCACCGCGAUCUCAAGUCCAAGAACGUGCUUCUUGGCGACGACUGGACCGCCAAGCUCAGCGACUUUGGUAUCUCGCGCGUCACGACGGUCGAGGAGUCGAUGACGUCCAACAUUGGCACGGUCGCGUGGAUCGCACCCGAGGUCUUGACGGGCGGCCGCUACACGGAGAAGGCCGACAUUUACAGCUUUGGCGUGCUCCUCUCGGAGCUAGACACGUGCGAAGUGCCGUACUCCAACAUGUCGGGCAAGUCCAAGGACGCUCAGUUCUCGAACGCGCGUAUCGCCAUGAUGGUGAGCGAGGGCACGCUUCGCCCUGCGUUCAGCGACCGCAUCCCCGAGGCCAUCCACGACCUCGCGCAGGAGUGCUUGGCUUUCGACCCGGCCGAGCGCCCCGCGGCCAUGACGCUCUCGUACAAGAUCCACACGAUUGUCAAGAACCUUUAACCGCUAACAGCAAUGCCGAGUCUGUGUACAGUGUACAUGAAUCGAAGACGCGUGCCCAUCAUCCAAGGUGUAGCUACAAAGUUGAUUGAGUGCAGCGAUGUACCAAAGUAUCUUGAUGCGGUCAAGCAUAA